CCACCCCACACCGAUGGAUGUUUAAAGGGAGUGGUUUGCAACAUUGUCAGACAGCUGUAGCGUUGUUACUCCGGAGCUUCAGGCAUUUCAGCAAACAUGGACUUCUGUAAAAACGCAACAGAGAGACCGGAGCCCGUCAAGGCAGAAGUUAAAGGUAAUAUCCCCGGCUGGUUGCAAGGGACCCUUCUGCGCAAUGGCCCCGGUAUCUUCUCUGUGGGGGACACCAGCUACGAGCACUGGUUCGACGGGAUGGCCAUCAUGAACAGCUUCGCCUUCAAGGACGGUGAAAUGAUCCACAGGAGCAGAUUCCUCAGAGGCGACACCUACAAUGCAAACAUGGCUGCAAACAGAAUAGUUGUGUCUGAAAUGGGGACAAUGGCGUAUCCAGACCCAAGCAAGAACUUUAUCUUCAAGGCCAUCACCUUUCUCAACCACACAGUGCCCGACUUCACCGACAACGGUGCCAGCAAUUUCAUCAAGUAUGGAAAUGACUAUUAUGCCACUUCUGAAACCAACUACAUCCGCAAAAUUGAUCCCGUGACCCUGGAAACACAGGAAAAGGUGGACUACUUGAAGUACUUGCCUGUAAACCUGGCCUCGUCCCAUCCGCACUACGACAAGGAGGGCAACGCAUACAACAUUGGAACUUCAAUAGCAGAGAAGGGCAAGACUAAAUACACUCUGUUCAAAGUCCCAGCUGCUUCUGCGGCAGCUCCACAGAAAGACAAAGGCAAGCAUGUCCCCGCACUGAAGAACGUGCAGACGAUCUGCACGGUUCCCUGCCGCUCCCUCCUCACGCCCAGUUACUACCACAGCUUCGGCAUUACGGACAACUACAUCAUCUUCAUCGAGCAGCCUUUCAAGCUGGACAUCCUCAAGAUGGCCACCGCCUACAUGAGGGGAGUCAACUGGGCAAGCUGCUUGAAGUUCUGCCCCGAAGAAAAUACGCUAAUCCACCUCAUAGAACGAAAGACUGGCAAAGAGGUCGAGACAAAGUUCUACACUGGGGCAAUGGUGGUCUACCAUCACGUGAAUGCUUUUGAGGACGACGGCCACGUGGUCUUUGACGUCAUCGCCUACAACGACACCAGCCUUUACGAAAUGUUCUACAUGAGCAAGCUCAAGAAAGGAACCGGUUCCCAUGACAGUAACUACUCCAAACCAAGUUACAGAAGAUUCACGCUUCCUGUCCACCCAGACAAGGGCAGUGCAGUCGGAGAGGACCUGGUGAAACUCAAGUACACAACUGCCAGUGCUGUGAAGGAGAAAGAAGGCAAAUUCAUGUGCCAACCAGAGGUGCUCUGUGAAGGUUUUGAGUUACCCAGAAUUAAUUAUGACGUCAAUGGCAAGAAGCACCGGUUCGUCUACGGGAACAUCGUGGAGGAAUCUGCAUUAUCAAAACAGGUCGGGAAGUUUGACGUGGAAACCAAGGAAAUGAUUUACUGGGGUGAAGACAACUGCUGGCCAUCAGAGCCAGUGUUCGUCCCCAGACCCAACGGAGAGUCAGAGGAUGAUGGUGUCAUUCUAAUAUCAGUCAUCAACUCCAACCCAGGCCAGUCUGGUUUCGUCGCCGUCCUUGAUGGCAGAACCUUCAAGGAAGUGGCUCGUGCGUAUGUAGAUGCUGAGCUCCACAAGGACAUGCAUGGGUUUUUUAUCCCGCAAGGAAAUUAAUCAGCUUUUUGUAUGAACAAAGAAAGAAAGAAAUAACAGCUGUGCCCAAAUAGCCCAUAUGGCACCGAAAUGUAUCGUCACAUUAAAAAAGACAGUAUUCAAGAACACAUAGACAAAAAAAAGACAAAAAACGCAAGAUAUACCUCAUGUCUGUAAAAAAAUAAAUAAAUAAAAUAAAAUAAAUAAUGGAACAA
Messenger RNA from Mugil cephalus (flathead mullet), 1865 nucleotides. It is a transcript of the gene bco1, whose product is annotated as beta-carotene oxygenase 1. Gene Ontology annotation, molecular function: beta-carotene 15,15'-dioxygenase activity; carotenoid dioxygenase activity. The transcript has 11 exons. The coding region runs from base 97 to 1671 and encodes 524 amino acids. Gene Ontology annotation, biological process: retinal metabolic process; carotene catabolic process. The record is from RefSeq and is a predicted model, not a curated record. NCBI's taxonomy places the organism in Eukaryota, Metazoa, Chordata, Actinopteri, Mugiliformes, Mugilidae.